AACAAAUGGGAAGCAACAAGUUUCUGCAAGUGUGUUUGUUUCGGAGCUAACUACUCGAUUCUACACAUGGACAUCCCGGAUGAUCCGUCCAAACCAUGCUUGUCAUGCACGAAGCAGUGGUGUCUGAACCAGAACCUACCUGUCUGUGCCGGUGCUUCGCUCGGUGAUACAGAUCCCGAUACAGCGACAGGAAAGGAGGGAGAUGUUGAGGCUCGAUGUUUCCAGCGGGACUCCCCGAGGGAUCAGCUCGUAGUCACCCUAUUCUUAUUGACAGUGUUUGGUCUUCUGCUAGGCGCGGGCAUCAAGGGCAGAAUGCAGAAGGCAGGGAUAGACACUAGUUUAUCGUGGAGCACAGGUCGCAAGUGGUGGCAGGUG
Molecule: messenger RNA, 375 nt
Organism: Heterobasidion irregulare TC 32-1
Lineage: Eukaryota; Fungi; Basidiomycota; Agaricomycetes; Russulales; Bondarzewiaceae
Exons: 3
Source: RefSeq, a predicted model, not a curated record